AAAAACUAUGAAAAUCGCGAUCGGAGCUCGCCAGCCUACCCGAAACCCUCGACGAGGCCAAGAAGUCGAGAGGGGUGCUCGCUGGAGAAGGCAAGGGAGCUUGCGUUUCUGUUCGUCUAAAUCACGUAAAUCUGCUGCGGAGUUAAAUCACUGUCAGGUCUUUCAGAAGGAGCUCCCAAGGAGGACAUAAAAAGGGAAUCCAGUGGUUUAGCAGGAAAUGGCAGAUAUAAGAGCAACCACUAGCGGUUUGAUUGAAGAAGUUGGAAGUUCUGGCUGGAUGCCAACUGUUAAUAUGCUGUUUGAUAGUGAAAAUGAUGCAUAUGAUUUCUAUGGUACUUAUGCUGAGAAUGUUGGCUUCUUUGUUCGAAGAUCAACUCUAUGGACGACCUCAAAGAAUAUUGUGACAAGAAGGACCUUUGUUUGCUCAAGAGAGGGUUUUCGUGAGAAGAAAAAGGGGGCCAAGGAAGUGAAGUCUCCACGGCCCGAAACAAGGAUUGGUUGCCAGGCCUGCAUGACAAUCAGGCUUACAACUAAUGGAAAAUACCGUGUGACGGAAUUUGUACCAAAUCAUAACCAUUCUCUUGCGACCGCAACCUCAAUCCAGAUGUUGAAGGCGAAGAAGCUGAGGCGAAAAGCUCGUGCUGCACGAGUUGAUUUGGUGGAUGAUUCAGUGAAGACUCCAGAGUUUGAAACUGAAUAUGAGGCUUAUGAGUUCUAUAACAUGUAUGCUGGAAGGAUGGGUUUCACUGUUCGACGAGCAAGCAUGACAGUAACAGCUGGUGAUGUUAUUACAAGAAGGAUGUUUGUGUGCUCCAAAGAGGGUUUUCGAGAGAGGAAGAAAGGUGCGAAAAGGGUGAAGAAGCCUCGCCCAGAAACAAGAACUGGGUGCCCUGCAUGUAUGAUCAUCAGAAUAGGACCCAGUGGCAAAUAUCAUGUCUCAGAAUUUGUUACCUACCAUAAUCAUCCACUCUCGGCCCCUUUAGCGAAUGAUUUGUUGAUUUCACAAAAUUCAGAAACAGGUGUUCUUGAUGAUGAAUCAGGCAUGACAGAUGUGUUAAUGAUGACCCCGAUGUCCACUGAUAAUUCUGGGAACAUACAAGCUCGAGGUGCUCAGGAUUUCAGCUUGCAUUCUGUUGACAGCAAGUCUUGUUUAAGGUCCAAACUUUCUAAAUCUGUUCUGGUUGGAGACGUAGGAGCAACACUUGAGUAUCUACAAAAGAUGCAAGAUGAAAACCCAUCAUUCUUUUAUGCAGUUCAAGUUGAUGAGAUGGGUAGCUUGAUCAACUUUUUCUGGGCUGAUGCAAAGUCUGUGAUGGAUUUUAAGUACUUUGGUGAUGUGGUUUGUUUUGACUCAACUUAUAAAUAUUUUGGUUAUGGUAGGCCAUUUGCACAGUUUAUUGGUGUGAAUCAUCAUAAGCAAGCCGUUAUUUUUGGUUCUGCAUUAUUGCAUGAUGAAAGCAAAAAAUCAUACAAGUGGUUGUUUGACACUUUCAAGACUGCAAUGAGUGGAAAACAAUCUAAGACGAUUUUGACCGAUCGGAGCGCAUUAAUGACUGAAGCAAUAGCUGAGAUGUGGCCAGGUACCUUUCAUCGAUAUUGCGUGUGGCAUAUUUACCAGAAUGCUCUUGAGCAGCUAACCCAAGCAUUUCAUGGCUCAAAAACUUUAGCCAGUGACUUUAGCCGAUGUCUCUUCGAUUAUGAAGAUGAGGAGGAGUUCCUCAUGGCAUGGAAAACAAUGUUAGAAACUUAUGAUCUCAAAGAUAACCAAUGGUUGGCCAAUCUAUUUGAAGAGAGGGAAAAAUGGGCAUUGGUGUAUGGGCGAGAAGCAUUUUAUGCUGAUAUGAAAAGCGUUCAGCUUAAGGAUAACUUGAGUGGUGAGCUAAAAAAAUAUCUUUCCCCUGAAACAGAGCUUUUAAACUUUUACGAGCAUUACAACAAACUUCUUGAAGAAAGACGAUUUGCAGAACUACAAGCUGAUGCCCAUGCUAGUCAAAGUGCUCGAAAAUUGCCUUCAAUGAGAGUGCUGAGACAAGCUGCAGAUUCCUAUACUCCUGCUGCAUUUAAAAUGUUUGAAAAGGAAUUUGAGCUUUACAUGGAUUGUAUGAUAUAUAGUUGUGGUGAGAUUGGGACAGUAUCAGAGUAUAAGGUAACCAUGGAUGAAAAGCUUAAAGAUCAUUUUGUUAAGUUUGAUUCAUUAGAUGGAAGUAUCACUUGUAGCUGCAAAAAGUUUGAUUUUAUAGGGAUUCCAUGCCAUCACAUGCUAAAGGUACUCGAUUCUAGAAAUAUCAAAGAUCUCCCUCCGGAAUAUGUACUCAAAAGGUGGAGAAAGGAUGCAAAGGUGGUACCUUUUAGUGGCAUCUAUGAUUUUCCUUUUGAUGGGAACCCCCAAACAUUAUCUGCAAAGCGCUACAACUAUUUAUGCCGCAUCUUUAGUAUUGCUGCUUCUAGAGCUUCAAAAUCUUUUGAUACUUGUGUAUUUAUUGAGAACCAAUCAGAUUUGCUUAUGGAGCAAGUUGAGCACAUUUUGAGAGUUCGAUCUAUUGAUAUGCCUUCUCUUAUUACUGCUCCAUGUGAUCGAGCUCAAAACUCGGUUGAAUCCAUUGUUACUGGGGGCUUCCGACAUGACAGGGUCAACCAAGGAAGUUUUGUAGGUGCCAAUGUGAAUGGUUUUCUUGGCUCUCGGCUUUCACACCCAACUAUGUGUUGGGGGCAGUUUCCAGCUGGUCCGCCUGAGCAAUGAGAAGAUGCACAUUUGUAAUAAAUAUUCCGGAUAUUCUGCUUCCAGUGUAAUCCUGAAAACGCUCUUGUUUUGUUGAAACUUAUGUCCAAGAAAACAAGAAGCUCUAGGUUCCCUUGUCUAUAAAAAAUCAAGAUGUUUUAUUUUAUUUAUUUUAUUUUGUAAACUUUCUGGUUUAAUUAGUGAUGUUACCGAAAAUUUGUAUAUAUAUCUGAAAUGCAUUUAAAAUUUAUGAAA
Messenger RNA from Dendrobium catenatum, 2974 nucleotides. RefSeq names its product protein FAR1-RELATED SEQUENCE 5. Lineage: Eukaryota; Viridiplantae; Streptophyta; Magnoliopsida; Asparagales; Orchidaceae. Gene Ontology annotation, molecular function: zinc ion binding. The transcript has 4 exons. The coding region runs from base 218 to 2740 and encodes 840 amino acids. The record is from RefSeq and is a predicted model, not a curated record. Gene Ontology annotation, biological process: regulation of DNA-templated transcription.